AUGGCCAUAGUCCCGGAUGAUGAGAUACCCACAGACCCUGAGGUUUUUACAUCAGACACCACGAGUAGCGACGAUGAUGAUUUCCAGCCGUUUGCUUUACCAGAUUUUGGAGAUGAUAUACCCCUAGUUGAUGGUUUUCCUGACGGGGAUCUAGUUCUUGUUCCGAUCCCUGUCCCUUUUCCUCUUGCUGCAUUUCCUCUCGAGGAUCUGCCUCUUGAUGCCAUGUCUGACGACGACGUCGAUUUUUUUAAUGAGGGCCCCCCUGAGGGUGCCCAGGAUGAUGGACUUCCAGUCGACGAUGACGUUGUCGUUCCACUUUUCGAGAUUCCAGUUGAUGAUGAUGUUGCUAUCCCUCUUGUUGAGAUCCCAGACAUUGAUGUCAUUGCUGUUCCACUUAUCGAGGUUCCUGUCCUGGAGAUUUUGUCUGACCAUUAUGGUCCUAAUUCGUUCGAAUCGGUGUCAUCUACUACAUUACACGCACUAGGAUUGCAGCGUUAUCCCACUGACUCUGACUCCGACACCGCUAUGUCAGCUGCACCUGUUCCUCCGCAGGAUUUCGAGUUUGAUGGCGAGUUUGAUCCUGUCUUUCCACGCGACUUUGACCCUGAUCAUGAGAUUGAGUUUGUCCCUGACGAGCAGCCUUUUGAGGCACCUGUCAUCCCUGACGAUCAGCUCUUUGAUAUACCCGCUGAUCUCGAGUAUGCCCCAGCUGACCCUGAGCCUGAGAUUGCACCAAAACCUAUACCUGCUCACGACCCUUUGCCUGAGCAUGACCCUGCACCCGUUGACAUUCCAGUUGUUGCACCACCUUUUCCUGACACAAUCCCUGUACUUGUUGAUCGUGCUCCUUCUGCUGCCCAGGUUGACCCCAUAUAUGCAUCCGCCCACAAUGGGUGGAUCAAGGACGAUGAUGACUUACCACCUUUUGUUAGACCUGUUACUCCCCCUCCUGCACCUAUACAUGCACCCAUUGAUAUCGCCCCGUUUCACCAACAUGUAUCUGACUUUCACCGCACAGAUCUACCGAUCACGUUCCUACAGGAUAUCCCUCAUCCCCGUCCCGGGGAAGGACCAUCGAGUCAGCAGCCCAGUCAUAUUCCACCUGUGUCAGCAACCUUUCCUUUCAUGCCACCAUUUGCACCUGCUACACAUACUGCACCUUUUGCUUGUGCACCCACGGGCGAGCCACUUAUUUGGUUUCCGCCCAACACGAUGCCUGUUUCUGAUCCAAAUCACCCUUCACAAUAUGUUGGAUACACGAGGGAUGAUCUGCUUUUACCGUUACAGCUCCAGCAGGAGUUGUUGUGUCGCAGAGUGAUGGAGUUAGAGAGGAUUCUGCGUCCUCCACCUUGCACUUGUCAGUCACCAUUCGCGACUCCACUGGCUCCACUUAUGCCAUAUUCAUGCUCUUGA
Molecule: messenger RNA, 1413 nt
Organism: Helianthus annuus (common sunflower)
Lineage: Eukaryota; Viridiplantae; Streptophyta; Magnoliopsida; Asterales; Asteraceae
Product: SH3 domain-containing protein C23A1.17-like
Exons: 1
Coding region: 1-1413 (470 amino acids)
Source: RefSeq, a predicted model, not a curated record